GAUAUGCACAAACACACUCCCAGGCAGGGAGAGAGGGAGAAAAGAAACUGUUAAAAACGUCUGUUCGCUCCUUCCAGUCUCAGCAUCGCUCAGUUUCUGCAGGAGGCUGCAGCUCCAUCCCUCCAGGAUCUCUACCAGCGUCACUGAGCAGAUAUGAUCUGCUCACUUCCCACUCAAGUCUCCUCACUCUCAGCUGGGAUCACUUCAUGAUUUUCUUUUCUUUUUCUUUUUUUUUUUUCUUUAAAUGGAUGACAACCGCCAACCGUAAAUAAAUGGAUUUCGCGCAACAGAACUAAUUUGAGUUCAAACACGGGAUCUGGAGAGAGGGGGUGUGUGCGGGAGAGACAUCAGAGAGAACAGGGGCGCUCCGAGUGAGGUCCUUUUGUGUUGUUUGUGGGAGCAGCACUUCAUUGUGCCUUGGAUAUGGGACCGUGCGUCAGCCCAACGGGAUCCGGAUCCGGUGCCGUGGGAAGAGCAUCCUCCUGAAGCAGGACAAAGACCCUCUUCGGGGAUUUUUUUUUUUUUUUUGCCUUCCUUUCUUUGAUUCUAAUUAAUUUCUUGAGGGGAGUGGAGGCUGUGAGUUUUACGCGCCGGAAUGAUGCGUCCCAACCGCGGCUUCAUCCUGCUCCUCCUCAACGGAACCGCUUUGGUGGUGAUGGGUCAAGAAGAUGACUCCCCAAACUCCAAGAGCUCUUCAGAUGCCUCCUCCAAGACGGUGGGCCUUCUGAGCGGGCAGGGUUCUCACUCACCCCUGAGCCGAUGGAUGCAGCACAGUAAAAGCAGAGCUGCUAAUUCCACCUCCCUGGAGCUGCCUUACCGCUCCCCAGUCCCCUUCUCCAAGCAGGAGUUCUCCAAGCAAGAGUUCUGGGAGAUGUUAGGCAGCGACCUGCUCAAACCUGACACCUCCAGCUCCAGGGUCAAACGCAGGCCGAUUGUCAAAACCGGCAAGUUCAAGAAGAUGUUUGGCUGGGGAGACUUCUACUCCAACAUAAAAACGGUGAGGCUCAACUUGCUCAUCACCGGCAAGAUAGUGGAUCACGGCAACGGCACGUUCAGUGUGUAUUUCCGUCACAACUCAACGGGCCAGGGCAAUAUCUCUGUCAGCCUGGUCCCGCCCGUUAAGGCGGUGGAGUUUGACCUGGAGCGCCAGAGCGUAGUCUACCCCAAAGACUCCAAGAUCUUCAACUGCCGCGUGGACUACGAGAAGGUGGACCGGAGCAAGCGCACCUCGUUGUGCAACUAUGAUCCAUCCAAGACCUGCUUUCAGGAGCAGAUCCAGAGCCACGUGUCCUGGAUUUGCUCCAAGCCUUUUAAAGUCAUCUGUAUCUACAUUUCCUUCUACAGCACGGACUACCGCCUGGUGCAGAAGGUUUGCCCGGACUACAAUUACCAUAAUGAGAUGCCCUACCUGCCCUCAGGCUAGAUGAAACAUUGAGGGGUAGGAGAGAGGAAAAGGGGGGGGCAGUGACUGAAUAUGUGAAGAGGAAACUAGGGCGUAAAAUUUUGCAGUGGCAGACACCUUAAAACAAAACAAAACAUGUAGCCUGACAAUUGUAAGAUGUAAAAAAAACAUAUAUGCAAACUACAGUAUGCAGUUAAUUAACAUCCUGAACUGGCAGUAAAUCUCUAGCGCCACUCACCGACACGUUCUUACCUCAGUCCUGUUUCUAAACUCGAACAUCUGGGCAGCAUUACUCCAACCAAUUUAGUCGUUUCUGAAUCUUAUCUGAAUGUCCUUUUUAUUCGCCCUUUACAAUUUUGCGCCUUUGCAAAGUCACACGGCAGUGCAUUAAUUGAAAGUGGUCUUUUAAACGGUGCGGUAAUUCAGCAGAGAGCUGCAGACAGAUUCAGCGUUUAUGAUAAUUAUCAUGUCGUGUUUAACAUUGUGCUCUCUAAAGAUGAUUUAAACAGACCACGGGGAACAUAAAGUAUUCAUUUGCUCACAAAGUGCAGAUGAAUGUGGAGUGUAGCCAACCGCAGCGUCAUUAAAGUGACGCUCAGACCUUUGAAAGGGCAG
Molecule: messenger RNA, 2017 nt
Organism: Fundulus heteroclitus (mummichog)
Lineage: Eukaryota; Metazoa; Chordata; Actinopteri; Cyprinodontiformes; Fundulidae
Product: neurexophilin-1
Exons: 2
Coding region: 596-1423 (275 amino acids)
Molecular function (GO): signaling receptor binding
Source: RefSeq, a predicted model, not a curated record